Loa loa (African eye worm) is the source of this 351-nucleotide messenger RNA. RefSeq lists its product as hypothetical. The annotation marks the transcript as partial. The transcript has 2 exons. The record is from RefSeq and is a predicted model, not a curated record. NCBI's taxonomy places the organism in Eukaryota, Metazoa, Nematoda, Chromadorea, Rhabditida, Onchocercidae.
AUGCCGGAUGUAUCAAAGGAAUUACCAAAUCCGAUCACAAUAUCAACCAUUUCCAAUGGAUCCUCUGAUAAUUCGCUUGUUCCUGUAAAAUUCGAGCUAAGUUUCGAAUGUAACGAUGAAGCAAUCGAUACGAAUAACCUUUUAUACAAUGAUUACUUUCGAGAAGAAUCGGAUGAAACAUUUAAUUUUUAUGAAUUAUUAAUGAGAAUACAUUAUCCAUUCAAGAAAACUCGGGCAUUAUCACAAUUGGAAAAGUUUAAAAAUUAUUGGGAAAAUUAUUCAUUUUAUGCAAUAUGGCGUAAGAAAUUUAUUGAAGAUCAUAGCUGUCAAGAGCAGGAUUUAUGGAAGGAG